This is a messenger RNA of Coregonus sp. 'balchen', 15678 nucleotides long. Lineage: Eukaryota; Metazoa; Chordata; Actinopteri; Salmoniformes; Salmonidae. The record is from the annotation of a GenBank genome assembly.
UUAAUUUCUAGGAUGUCACCUCUACUGACACUCGCGGUAUUUGUCUGUCUGCUGGAGUUCGGGACAGGGGCGCGACCAUCUCUCAGUGGCAUAGUGGAAACGCCAUGGAAUACGACAGACAGAACAUCAAAUGGAAGCCGACAUGAGGUAUCAGCAGUCGAACAUUUAGACGAGGCUUUUGAGGAGCAGGUGAGAAUAUGUAGAAGACGGCCUAUGCCAUUUUUCUAACUUGAUCAUUAUUCAUCAGAAUAUUUCGAGAGUGCUCUUCUCGACGUUUGAUGGCCUGAUAAAUCCUACCCCUCAAACCUAUGUGAACUUUCCUCCACGUCUAAAUGUGAUGAGUUUGCGGCAUAUUUCAGAGAUAAGAUAACCAACAUUAGGCUGAGUAUCAGUCAAGCAAGACCUGAUGAGAAGUUUGAUGAUUUGUGCCCAAUCCUACCAUGCAAAAGCACUAUGGAUGUAUUUUCCCUGGUUGACAGACUUACUUGCUCAUUAAAGUUAUAUCACAAUUUAAGCCUUCUACUUGCCUUCUCGAUCCUAUCCCCACCACCUUCGAAACAGUUUUUAAUUGCAUAUCUGAAGAAGUGCAAGCUAUUGUUAAUCACUCCCUGUUCACAAGCACUUUCCCCACUGCACAGAAAACUGCUAUGGGUGAAACGCCUUCUGAAGAAAAGUAUUCUAGAUUCUUAAGCUUAAAGACAUUUUCAGCCAAUCUCCAACCUUCCAUUCUUAAGCAACACUCAGGAGGAAUUGGUUUUCAAACAGCUAAAUUAUUUUUUAAAGUGCCAACCAUAUAUAUAAAAAAAAAUCCAAUCUGGUUUCCGUGCCCAGCACAGAAACAGCCUCAGUUAAAGUGGUACAUUAUCUUAGAGCCAACACGGAUGCCAAACAGCUUUCUGUCCUUGUACUCUUGUAUUUAAGUGCUGCAUUCAACACCGUUGAACAUGAUGCCCUUCUGGACAGACUGGAGAGGUGGGUUGGCCUCCAGUCAAGUUCUAAAUUGGUUUAGGACCUAUUUAACUGGUCGAGAGUUUUUUGUCACCCUUGAUGAACAUAACUCAGAGAAAAUACAUAUCACAUGUGGCGUUCCACAAUGUUCGAUUUUGGGUCCGGUACUGUUCAGUUUAUACAAUGCCUUCGGAAAGUAUUCAGACCCCUUGACUUUUCCCACAUUUUGUUACGUUACAGCCUUAUUCUAAAAUUGAUUAAAUAUGAAUUUUUUCUCAGCAAUGUACACACAAUACCCCAUAAUGACAAAGAGAAAACAGGUUUUUAGAAAUCUCUGCACAUUUAUAAAAAUAAAAAAAACGAAUAGCUUAUUUACAUAACUAUUCAGACCCUUUGCUAUGAGACUCGAAAUUGAGCUCAGGUGCAUCCUGUUUCCAUUGAUCAUCCUUGAGAUGUUUCUUCCAUUUGAUUGGAGUCCACCUGUGGGAAAUUCAAUUGAUUGGACAUGGAAAGGCACACAACUGUCUGUAUAAGGUCCCACAGUUGACAGUGCAUGUAAGAGCAAAACCAAGCCAUGAGGUCGAAGGAAUUGUCCUUAGUGCUCCGAGACAGGAUUGUGUCGAGGCACAGAUCUGGGGAAGGCUACCAAAAAAUGUCUGCCGCAUUGAAGGUCCCCAAGAACACAGUGGCCUCCAUCAUUCUUAAAUGGAAGGUGUUUGGAACCACCAAGACUCUUCCUAGAGCUGGCCGCCCGGCCAAACUAAGCAAUCGGGGGAGAAGGGCCUUCGUCAGGGAGGUGACCAAGAACCUAAUGGUCACUCUGACAGAGCUCUAGAGUUCCUCUGUGGAGAUGGGAGAACCUCCAGAAGGACAGCCAUCUCUGCAGCACUCCACCAAUCUGGCCUUUAUGGUACAGUGGCCAGACGGAAACCACUCCUCAGUAAAAGGCACAUGACAGCCCGCUUGAAGUUUGCCAAAAGGCACCUAAAGACUCAGACAAUGAGAAACAAGGUUCUCUGGUCUGAUGAAACCAAGAUUGAACUCUUUGGCCUGAAUGCCAAGUGUCACGUCUGGAGGAAACCUGACACCAUCCCUAUGGUGAAGCAUGGUGGUGCUAGCAUCAUGCUGUGGAGAUGUUUUUCAGCGGCAGGGACUGGGAGACUAGUCAGGAUCGAGGCAAAGAUUAUCUGCGCAAAGUACAGAGAGAUCCUUGAUGAAAACCUGCUCCAGAGCGCUCAGGAUCUCAGACUGGUGCGAAGGUUCACCCUCCAACAGGACAACGACCCAAAGCACACAGCCAAGUCAACACAGGAGUGGCUUCGGGACAAGUCUAUGAUUGUCCUUGAGUGGCCCAGCCAGAGCCCGGACUUGAACCCGAUCUAACAUCUCUGGAGAGACCUGAAAAUAGCUGUGCAGCAAUGCUCCCCAUCCAACCUGACAGAGCUUGAGAGGAUCUGCAGAGAAGAAUGGGAGAAACUCCCCAAAUACAGGUGUGCCAAGCUUGUAGCGUCAUACCCAAGAAAACUCAAUGCUGUAAUCGCUGCCAAAGGUGCUUCAACAAAGUACUGAGUAAAGGGUCUGAAUACUUAUGUAAAUGUGAUAUUUCCGUUUUUUUAAAUUUAUAAAUUAGCAAACAUUUCUAAAAACCUGUUUUUGAUUGAUGAGGGAAGAAAACAAUUUAAUACAUUUUAGAAUAAGGCUAUAAUAUAACAAUGUGGAGAAAGUCAAGGGGUCUGAAUACUUUCCGAAGGCACUGUAUAUGUUACCCCUUGGCAGCGUUAUCAGAAAGCACAGCAUUGAUUUUCACUGCUAUGCAGAUGAUACACAACUUUACAUUUGUGUCACCAGAGGAUUUUAUCUCCACGGAUAAUUUAGACUGUAGUAGUGAUUUUAAAUACUUGGAUGGCUCACAAUUUCCUCCAGCUAAAUCAAGACAAGACCGAGUGUUACGUCUCCUCCCGGUGCUCCCCUCCGGCGAAUCAGAUUCUGAUUCGCCGGUCUACUGAGCCACCGGUCUGAGCGCACCACCUCGGCAACACCGGAAUGGAAACCCAACGCACCCUAAUCACCUCCAGCACACCUGCACCUCAUCUCAUCACCACUCCUAUUUAGCCCUGGACUGUUGUGGAUGAUGUUGUGUGUGUGAUUGUUUAGCGUUGUGUCGUUUACUCUAUCUUUGUUAUUUCUCGUUGUCAUUGUUAAGUAAACCUUGACCUUGUUAAUUCCUGCGUCUGCCUCUUCGUAUACUCAGUACUCGUCACACCGAGGUACUUAUUGUUGGAGCCAAAGCACAGAGAGAGAAUCUGGCCGCACAUUUUAAUUCACAGGCAAAGAUAAAAGACCAGGUAAAAAACCUAGGUGUUAUUUUAGAUUCUGAACUAAUCUUCGAGUCACACAUUAGGAAUGUGACCAAAAUAGCUUUUUACCACCUGAGGAACAUUGCCAAGGUGCGGCCGUUUCUCUCUCAGGCUGAUCCAGAGACUCAAUGCUUUUAUUACAUGCAGGCUUGACUACAGUAUUGCUCUCCUGUCUGGUCUACCCAAGAAAGCCAUUGGUCAACUGCAAAACAUACAGAAUGCUGCAGCACGGGUACUGACCAACACCAGACGGAGAGCACACAUUACACCGUUUUUAAGGUCUCUGCACUGGCUGCCUGUGAGUUUGAGAUUAUUCCAUUAGUUUUUAAAUCAAUCCACGAUUGUGCACCCCAAUACAUGUCAGACAUGCUUUUAAGUUAUGUACCCAGUAGGUCCCUCAGGUCCUCUGGCACUGGCCUUUAAACUAUCCCAAAGCCUAGGACCAAGAUGCAUGGAGAGGCAGCCUUUAGUUAUUAUGCCCACAGCCUCUGGAAUAGCCUGCCAGAGAACCUGAGGGGGGCCGAAACUGUGGACAUACUUGAGAGUGGGUGCUUUUUAGUCUUUCAGAUUUUGUCAUUCUUUUUUUUCUUUUUUAUCUUGUGUAGUAAAUAUUUCAGCAUUUAUUUUCAUUGUUUAUUUGUUUUUUCCUGUGAAGCACAUUGCGUUGCAUUCCAUGUCUGAAAUAGGCUGUAUAAAUAAAGCUUGAUUUUAUUUGAUUUUUAUUGUCUCCAGGCAUCUCAUAUCUGAAUUUGGCCUCAAUAGAUCAGUGAUACAACUUCAUUUCACAGCAAUAUUAUGAAGAUUCUGGAAGUCAUAGUUGAUAAGGUCACAUUUUAAAGUUUUAGGAGAGACACUGCUGUCAACAGGACACUAAACCUAAAUUGCAUCAGUAAAAAGGGGCUGCACUAAAUUGCAUCAGUAAAAAUGGACUGCAGUUGAAAAUUAGCCAGCUGGCUAAAACUGGCACUUUUUACAGUAAUGUUAAUUAAUGUGCACUAUCCCUGUAAAACUACAUUUAAUAAAGUAAAAAUAUAAAGUAGGCUAGCUAUUAUAAUAGUCUCAUAAUGGUAGUGUUUUAACACUAAUGAUUAUCCCUCUUGCCGAUAAUUUCAGCUGACAAUUUACUUUUGUCAAUACCUUUUUUUCCAGGUCUACUACUUGCAGCGUCUGUUCCAUCAGUAUGGAGACAAUGGGACUCUGUCCUAUAAGGGCAUGCAGAAGUUACUGGGCAGCCUGGGACUAGGGCAGGUCAGUGUGUUGGAGAUCAGCCACCGAGGUUUGAGGCACAACCAUAACACUCUGACACCCCCUCACCCACAAUUUCAUGAUCAGGAAACAGACACCCCCAGUCCAAGUAGGCCUAUUCAACCACCCCCCUCUGCAAAUGCAGCCAGGUGAGAUACAGAUAUUGCAACUGAUUUGAUCCCAUGAUUCUUAAAUAUGUGAGAUAAACUGUGCCUUCAGAAAGUAUUCACACCACUUGACUUUUUCCACAUUUAUUGCAUUUUUCCACAUUUUAAAUUGAGAUUUUCUGUCACUGGCCUACAUACAAUACCCCAUAAUGUCAAAGUGGAAUUAUGUUUUUGAUUUUAUUUUAGUAAUAAUAAAAAAUGAAAGUUGAAAUGUCUUGAGUCAAUAAAUAUUCAACUCCUGUGUUAUGGCAAGCCUAAAAAAAUUUGCUUAACAAGACGCUUAAGCUGCAUGGACUCACUCAGUGUGCAAUAAUAUUGUUUAACAUGAUUUUUGAAUGACUACCUCAUCUCUGUACCCCACACAUACAAUUAUCUGUGAGGUCCCUCAAUCGAGCAGUGAAUUUCAAACACAGAUUCAACCACAAAGACCAGGGUGGUUUUCCAAUGCCUCACAAAGAUGGGCACUUAUUGGUAGAUGGGUAAAAAAGAAACAGACAUUGAAUAUCCCUUUGAGCAUGGUGAAGUUAUUAAUUACACUGUGUCAAUACACCCAGUCACUACAAAGAUACAGGUGUCCUUCCUAGCUCAGUUGCCGGAGAGGAAGGAAACCGCUCAGGGAUUUCACCAUGAGGCAAAUGGUGACUUUAAAACGGUUACAGAGUUUAAUGGCUGUGAUAGGAGAACUGAGGAUGGAUCAACCAACAUUGUAGUUAUUCCACAAUACUAACCUAAUUGACAGAUUGAAAAGAAGGAAGCCUGUACAGAAAAAAAAUAUUCCAAAACAUGCAUCCUGUUUGCAACAAGGCACUAAAGUAAUACUGCAGAAAAUGUGGCAAAGCAAUUUAAAUGUUUUGUCCUGAAUACAAAGUGUUAUGUUUGUGGAAAAUUCAAUACAACACAUUACUACUGAGUACCUCUCUCCAUAUUUUCAAGCAUAGAGGUAGCUGCAUCAUGUUAUGGGUAGCUUGUAAUCGUUAAGGACUGGAGAGUUUUUCAGGAUAAAAAAUAAACAGCAUAGAGCUAGGCACAGGCAAAAUCCUAGAGGAAAACCUGGUUCAGUCUGCUUUCCACCAGACUGGGAGAUUAAUUCGCAUUUUAGCAGGACAAUAACCUAAAACACAAGGCCAAAUCUACACUGGAGUUGCUUACCAAGAAGACAGUGAAUGUUCCUUUAGUAGCCGAGUUACAGUUUUGACUUAAAUCUGCUUGAAAAUAUAUGGCAAGACCUGCAAAUGGAUGUCUAGCGAUGAUCAACAACCAAUUUGACAGAGCUUGAAGAUUUUUUUAAAUAAUAAUGGGCAAAUGUUGCACACUCCAGGUGUAGUCUGCUAAAUAGACAGUACUGUGCAGCCGUCUUCAUUGACAUGGCCAAGGCUUUCGACUCUGUCAACCACCGCAUUCUUAUUGGCAGACUAAAUAGCCUUGGUUUCUCAAAUGACUGCCUCGCCUGGUUCAUCAACUACUUCUCAGAUAGAGUUCAAUGUGUCAAAUCGGAGGGCCUGUUGUCUGGACCUAUGGCAGUCUCUAUGGGGGUGCCACAGGGUUCAAUUAUUGGGCCGACUCUUUUCUCUGUGUAUAUCAAUGAUGUCGCUCUUGCUGCUGGUGACUCUCAGAUCCACCUCUACGCAGACGACACCAUUUUGUAUACAUCUGGCCCUUCAUUGGACACUGUGUUAACAAACCUCCAAACGAGCUUCAAUGCCAUACAACACUCCUUCCAUAGCCUCCAACUGCUCUUAAACACUAGUAAAACUAAAUGCAUGCUCUUCAAUUGAACGCUGCUGGCACCCUCCCACCCGACUAGAAUCACUACUCUCGACAGGUCUGACCUAGAGUAUGUGGACAACUACAAAUACCUAGGUGUCUGGUUAGACUGUAAACUCUCCUUCCAGACUCACAUUAAGCAUCUCCAAUCCAAAGUUAAAUCUAGAAUCUGCUUCCUAUUUCGCAAACAAAGCCUCCUUCACUCAUGCUGCCAAACAUGCCCUCGUAAAACUGACAAUCCUACCGAUCCUUGACUUCGGCGAUGUCAUUUACAAAAUAGACUCCAACACUCUACUCAGCAAAUUGGAUGUAGUCUAUCACAGUGCCAUCCGUUUUGUCACCAAAGCCCCAUAUACUACCCACCACUGUGACCUGUACGCUCUUGUUGGCUGGUCCUCACUACAUAUUCGUCGCCAAACCCACUGGCACCAGGCCAUCUAUAAAUCACUGCUAGGCAAAUCCCCGCCUUAUCUUAGCUCAUUGGUCACCAUAGCAACACCCACCCGUAGUAUGCGCUCCAGCAGGUAUAUCUCACUGGUCAUCCCCAAAGCCAACACCGCCAUUCCUUCCAGUUCUCUGCUGCCAAUAACUGGAACGAACUGCAAAAAUCUCUGAAGCUGGAGACUCUUAUCUCCCUCACUAACUUUAAGCAUCAGUUGUCAGAGCACCUUACCGAUCACUGCAUCUGUACACAGCCCAUCUGAAAUAAGCCCACCCAACUACCUCAUCCCCAUAUUGUUAUUUAUUUUGCUCAUUUGCACCCUAGUAUCUCUAUUUGCACAUCAUCUCUUGCCAGUGUUAAUACUAAUUGUAAUUAUUUUGCACUGUGUCCUAUUUAUUGCCUUACCUCCAUAACUUACUACAUUUUCACACACUGUAUAUAUAUUUUCUGUUGUAUUUUUGACUUUGUUUUGUUUUACCCCAUAUGUAACUCUGUGUUAUUGUUUUUAUCACACUGCUUUGCUUUAUCUUGGCCAGGUUGCAGUUGUAAAUGAGAACUUGUUCUCAACUGGCUUACCUGGUUAAAUAAAGGUGAAAUAAAAUAAAAUAAAAAUAAAUGACUAAAAUGUAAAUGUAGAAAGCUCUUCGAGACUUACCCAGAAUGACUCAGAGCUGUAAUCGCUGCCAAAGGUGAUUCUAACAUGUAUUGACUCAGGGGGUUGAAUACUUAUCGAAUCAAGAUUACUGUAAAUGUGUUUAAUUUUUCAUAUUUCUUUUUAUAAAUGUUUGAAUGUUUCUUCCACUUUGACAUUAGAGUAUUUAGUGUAUGUGGUUGACAAAAUGACAAUUAAAUCUAUUUUAAUCCCACUUUGUAAAACAACAAAAUGUGGAAAAAGUCAAGGGGUGUGAAUACUUUCUGAAGGCAUUGUUAGUAGCCACUUUUGAAGUACUGAAGUUUUGGCAUUCUAGUGCUCAUCAAGCUAUGAAUAGUUACACAAUGACACCUGAAUAAACUGUGCUGCCUCUUCUUUCCAACCCCCUCUGAAAGAACCCCACAGCCUGGGAUAUCAGGGCCUGCUGGAUCUGGGUCUAAAGAGGGCAGCACAUUUUCCUCUGAUCAUGUGAUUAAGGAAGAGGUCCUUCUGUGGUCAUCCCCUAUUGCACACACUAUUCCUGUCCAAGGAAUGUUUGACUCCCUUGUGUCAAAUCACCCCACUAUGAGGCAUCUUCAUGGGAAUGUGAGUAGUCAAUAAAAAACAUUUGGCUAAUGUUUUGUGCCAAAUGCACAAAGUUCACAACUGAAUUCUGCUUACUGUUUUUGGCAAAAUAUCAUCCUCUCCGGUGAUGUUUUUAUUUGACAUUGUAAAGAUUAGGAGGAAGUUAAAGGAAAAGGGUGUUCUUUUGUACAUGCCUGGCCAAGGAAUGUUUUGGGUCCCUUUUGUCAAAAUAAAACACUUUUAGAGUUAAUGAGAAAAUCAGAACAUUCCCCGUACAUAAACAAUUUCAGUGGACAGUGAUGACUUUUAACCCUUUCCUUUUCACAGUGUCUGAACGUUACUCAACUCUUGUGGAAUUUCGGUCUGGAAAAGGCAUCCCACAUCACUCCUGCCCACUUCACCCUCCUGUGUCCAGCUCUGCUGUACCAGAUUGAGAGUGGCGUGUGUCUACGCCACCCAGAGACUCAUGGGGCAGAGUCAGAAAGGAGUGUGACUUUCCUCAAAGGUGCAUUAAUGAAACUACUUACCAGCUAUGACAAUAAAUUAUUUAUCGAUAUAGUAUGUUUUAAAACUCAACGUAUCCCUUUAUAAGUUGGAGCACAGGGGCAUAACUUUACAUUUAGGACAAACCUAGACUUAACAUAACCCUGGAAACUACAAUACCCUAUUGACCAAGCAGAAUGUAUACAGCAUCUAAAUGAAUACAAUACAAUAUAUUGUUUGUUUUGCAGCUCUGGGAUGGAGCUCCUUGGCUCUGGUUGUGAUCAGCCUGCCGUCUCUGCUGGCUCUGAGCCUGGUGCCCCUCCUGCCACCCGACCGCCUCCGUUCCUUCCUCUGCCCAAUGACAGCCCUGGCUGUGGGGACGCUGUGUGGAGAUGCCUUGCUGCAUCUCCUGCCUCACGUAAGUACCAGUCCAAACUGUCAAACACUACAUAAAUACCAGUGCUGCUGUCUCUGUUUAGUCAUGGAGGGUGAAGUUGUAAAAACUAGUAGUAAAUGUUGUAAAUGUAAAACCUGUUGCUGAUGUGAAAACCAUGUCAUGUUGUUUCUGUGUCCUGCAGGCCAAGAUUGGGCCACAGUCAAGCCACUCUGAAGAACAGGACUCUAUUCUGAAGGGCCUUUGCGUGCUGGGAGGUUGCUACUUCCUUUUCAUCUUCGAGAGCCUUCUAGGACUGAGGACCCAUUACAAGGUUAGCUGGAUUAAGAGAGUAAAGGGGCGAGUUUGAUGCUGAUACACUGUGCAUAGUAUACUGAACAAAAAUAUAAACGCAACAUGCAUGAAUUUCAACAAUUUUGCUGAGUUACAGUUCAUAUAAGGAAAUCAGUAAAUCGAAAUAAAUAAAUUAGGCCCUAAUAUAUGGAUUUCACAUGACUGGGCAGGGGCGCAGCCAUGGGUGGGCCUGGAAGGGCAUAGGUCAACCUACUUGAGAGCCAGGCCGACCCACUGGGGAGCUAGGCCCAGCCAAUCAGAAUGAUUUUUUUCCCCCACAAAAGGGCUUUAUUACAGACAGAAACAAUCAGACAAUCCUGCAGUCAGCAUGCCAAUUGCACGCUCCCUCAAAACUUGAGACAUCUGUGGCAUUGCAGUGUGACAAAACUGCACCUAUUGUCCCCAGCACAAGGUGCACCUGUGUAAUGAUCAAUGCUUCUUGAUAUGCCACACCUGUCUGGUGGAUGGAUUAUCUUGACAAAGGAUAAAAUGUUCACUAACAGGGAUGUAAACAAAUUUGUGCUCAUAAGCUUUUUGUGUGUAUUGAACAUUUCAGAGAUCUUUUAUUUCAGCUCAUGAAACAUGGGAACAGCACUUUACAUGUUGCUUAUAUUUUUGUUCAGUGUAGUAACGUUUCAGCACAGAGUUACUAACCCCAUAGGCGCAACAUCGCAAGACUUCCAGGGAACGCUUGCGAAACAGACCAGGCAGGGGUUUGAGAAGUCAAUGAGAGAAGUGAAAAAUCCUUCCUUAGUUAAUUUUCUCUAAAUCUAAAGGCACAACAUAGUUGAACAUGUUAUUACUCCAACCUCAUAAAAGUGACCAACUGACACGUUUUCAUUUUUGUCAAAAACAACUUUUAUAUCGAGUGCCUUUGAUUUGACGGCCUGCACAUGCGCAGUUCGGCGUGAGACGACCGUUAGACCCGAUGACGUAUUUCUACGCAUGAGUUUAACUAGCCAACGUCGCCAUGACGUCGCCUACAAGUGUGAUCAAGGAUUUCUAUUGGAGAAACAGUUUCUGCCUAUCUUAAUACUGUACGGUCUUUGGUUUCAGUCUAAAGGCUUCCGCAUGCUUCGGUUCGGCUGGCGCCUAGCCGAACUCGGCUAAGUGAACUGAACGAGUGUGCUCGCAUACCCCCUUAAAAGACAUUAGCUUGAAAAACGAGAAAGGCGGAUAUAGUACUGUUUGUCUAUCUUGAGAUGUCGUAAUCAGUAUACACUUCCUCAAAAUAGUCAGAUUUAAUCUAAGAUAAUUGAAGAAAUCUGUCAUUAAUUGUAACGUUUUUGCAGAGAUCUUAGUCGCGCAACUUUUCAUCUAACCAAGAUGUUCUGUGCAAUAUUUCUCAAGUACAUAUUUUUUUGCAUUAAAAUGCGCAGUCUGUCGUUGAACGACAACAAACACUUUGUUGAAGAAUCCCUACUGUUGACCUAUCACUGAGGAAGGGGUGUAGACUUCGGCUUCCGAACUUCGGUUUGCCUCAAGAACAUUUUUGUGUGUGCACGAACAGCCGAAAAACCCUUGCCGAAGACAAAAACAAACAAAAACGUCACAAAAUGUCAUAAUAUAUGCCCAAACUGUUUCGGAUGGGAAGCAUGAGGACGCCUUUGGGCCCUAUUCCCACUAUGAGAUAUGAAGAAGAGUCUGAGGAGCAGGGUUGGCGAAAGAUAAUUCUACUUCAAUUGACAUUACAUCCUUGCCUAACAUUUUGUUGUAGCUGGCCACAUGACAUUCUUGGUCCGCAGCUCAAAUUGACCUUAAAUAUUACAGUAGCCACUAGCCAGUAAGCACAAACUAUUCAACAAUGACAAACGUUUAAUCUAAAACAUAUUACAUUAUUGAAUAAUGCAACCAAACCAUAUUAUACUCUUGGCUACACUCAUUAAAUUUUAGCUUCAAGACAAAAGCACAGAGUUGCUAUAACAGCAUGUCUUCAUUAAGUAACAUUAGCCUAUCAAAAAUGAACGAUUUAACCCUCUCAUACGAAUAUAAAAGUACAUUAGGCCUACCUUACAACAUUACAACAAAGCAGGCUUCAUCAUGCAAAUCAUAUAAUGUGGUAAAAGCAAAUUGCGACUGAAAAUGUGGGUAUAAGUGAAUUUACUGCAACAAGCUGUUUUAUAUGGAACCAAAUAAAUAAAAUGCCUCAUGAUUUGUCAACUACACAAUUAGUCUGUGCUUCAGUCUGAUCAACAGUAGCCUACUGAUAACAACCACAGCUUCAGGUAGCCUGGAGAAGCCUAUGCGAUCUGAUCCCAUCUGGUCUUGGCCAGGGGAAACAUAAUGUCAUGUUUUUUUAUAGCCUCAGCUAUUUAUUAAUGGCCUAAAAUAGGCCCAUUUUAUUUGUGUUCAGAGAAAAUUUGAAUUUGAUCAAAUUUAGGUUAUGUUCACACUUCAGGUGGCUAGGCUACCUAGGUCUUUUUAAUCUAAAAUUAUUGACUGGAAUUAAUCAAUCAACACAAUAGUGAUGACAUACUGUAUGAGUGUCUUUUUAAUUACAGAUGCAAAGUCCUACACGAUGCAACCAGACAUACAGUCCAAUCGUAGUUGUUGUCUGUGGAAAGGGUUUUAAAGUUUUCAUCCUCCCUAGGGCCAGGAGUUAUAUAUUUUUAAACCACAUGCCAUGAUUAGAAAAAUGAUCUGGUCCCAUCAUAGCCCAUGUAAAACUGCUUUUUACAGCUAAUUUAUUACUAUGUCAUACACUACAACUAGGGUCCGGAGUUGGUUAGGUUAGCCUACUACUAGCCAGGAAAAACUCUGGGCCCCAGGAAAACAAUUCCCCCCCCACCACUCUAGGACCUGUGGUGCUUAUUUGUUUAUUUAGAUUCCCAUGAGCUUUUGCAGAAGCAGCAGCUACUCUUCCUGGGGUCCACACAAAACAUGACAAGUAACAAAACACUGAUACACUGAGACAAGGAAAGUCACAACAAUAUACAAACAAUACAACAACAAAAAUUAUACAACCAAUACAACAACAAAAAUGUCUGUGUGCCAUCUCUGAAAUCACCACACAAUGCUACAAAUGUAAAAACAUAUCCUAUUUGUAUGAUCUACCUUUCUAAAUUUGUAUGAUCUUCCAUAGUUUUACGUAGCUCAGUGUAGCCAGCAGCUACUGCGACAAUUUCAGAAUGUAACAUUUCUGCAAUUUCAGGUGAAAAUCUAUAAAAACAAGUCUCAAAUAUUAAGAAAAUGUCUAUACAUUUCAGCUGUUUCAAAAACAUUGCUCUGCUAUUACCAUUUAUACUGUAGGAGUAUUGGUUCAACGAGACAAUUGUGUUUACACUGCCCUGCUUCAAGGGGGCCAACUGUCGGGCGAGUGUUGUGCACUACCACUGGAGGUAGCGGUCGAGACGUAGCAAGUACGCAAGUUUACAUUUGAGUAAUAUGUGUAGCCGACGGUAUUUUUACAAAAAGUGUUGUAAGUGUGAAGAGGUUCUAUAUUGUCUUUGUUUGUUGGGAAAAGCAGGGUGGAUUGUUUGGUCUUGUAUUCAGUUGUGAAUGUUUCACUCAUAUGGUCUGUUUUAAAUGCUUUUUGUCAUCAGAAGGCUAAGAGGAAGAGGAAGGAGCAGAACACCAGUGUAGAUCUGUAUCCAGAGAGGGAGCUUACUGCUCUGCAGAGUGAGACACAACCCUCUGAGCACGGUCAUGGUCACAGCCAUUCACAUGGCCCACCUUCCAAGGAACAAGCUGGGAUAGGAAGCUUGGUGUGGAUGGUGGUUAUGGGAGACGGGAUCCACAACCUUACUGACGGUCUGGCCAUUGGUGCAGCUUUCUCUCAGAGUCUGGCUGGAGGUCUCAGCACCACUAUAGCUGUGUUCUGUCAUGAGCUUCCUCACGAGCUAGGUAUACAAGAAUACCUUCCCUUUCUACUCUGAGUGUACAAAACAUUAAGAACAGCUGCUCUUUCCAUGACAUAACCUGGAUUCACCUGGUCAGUCUAAAUAUUAUCUGUUAUUGAUGUCACUUGUUAAAUCCACUUCAAUCAGUGUAGAUCAGGGUUCUUCAAUUCCGGUCCUGGAGGGCCGAAACACCUCUGUUUUUCAUCCUCUCCUUCUAAUCAGGGGCUAAUUCAGACCUGGGACACCAGGUGAGUGCAAUUAACUACCAGGUAGAAAUAAAAAACAGAAGUGUUUUGGCCCUCCAGGACCGGAAUUGAAGAACCCUGGUGUAGAUGAAGGGGAGGAGACUGGUUAAAGAAGGAUUUUUAAGCCUUGAGAGAAUUGAGACAUGGAUUGUGAAUGUGUGCCAUUGAGGGUGAAUGGGCAUGACAAAAUAUUUAAAUGCCUUUGAACGGGGUAUGGUAGUAGGUGCCAGGCGCAGCAGUUUGAGUGUGUCAAGAACUGCAACGCUGCUGGGUUUUUCACUCAACAGUUUCCCGUGUGUAUCAAGAAUGGUCCACCACCCAAAGGACAUCUAGCCAACUUGACACAACUGUAGGAAGCAUUGGAGUCAACAUGGGCCAGCAUCCCUGUGGAACACUUUCGACACCUUGUAGAGUCCAUGCUCCGAUUAAUUGAGGCUGCUCUGAAGGCGAAAGUGCAACUCAAUAUUAGGAAGGUGUUCUUAAUGUUUUGUACACUCAGUGUAUGUACUGUAGGUUACAGUACAACACAUCAUAAAAUCCAUGUCCAUAAAAAGUUCAAGUUUCAGGUAUACCUCUGCUCUGUAAUGUUCCAUGGAGUAUACGGUUCAUUCAUUGUGUUGUCUGUCUGUGUAGGUGACCUGGCAGUGCUGCUGGGAGCAGGGUGGCCUGUUCGCCGACUAGUUCUCUUCAGUGCUGUUUCAGCCCUGCUGGGCUUCGUGGGACUGCUGACUGGCUCUGUCCUGGGCCACCAGUCUGCUCAGAUCUCCCCCUGGAUCCUCACCCUCACUGCUGGGGUCUUCCUCUACGUGGCCCUUGCUGACAUGGUGAGUCGCUACAGUGGAUCGACUUCCACGUGUACAUUUUCACACUAAACACACUGACAACUGCUGAUGUAAAUAGGGCUUUAUAAGUACAUUUGAUUGAUUGAUACUGCCAACCCGAACCAUACUGUGCUGGCUGAUAUCUUUUCACAUUGUCCUUUCCAGCAUGGUGGAUGUGUAAACAGGCCAGGGCCCGGUUUCCUGAUAGUGAUGAAACGUAGGCUUAUGAGUGUUUUAACGAUGCAUCUUUCCUACAAUGGCCAAAGAUGUAACAUAUUUCCCAAAACACCACGCUGAGAGAACGUUUGCUAAGUGCUGCAUUUUGUCGAUACUGAUAGGAUCGAAAGAAAGGCAGUGCUGCUCUCGGAUCAGCUUUCUCCAUUCAAAUCUUACCUUAACAUUAUAAUUAUUCCACAAUACUAAUGAUGUAUCAACUCCUAGAGAGAUAUUAUCACCUAUGGCUGCAAAUAUUUAGGUGGCUUAUUCUAAUGCUUACCCUAUAACAGGGGUGUCAAAUUCAUUCCAUGGAGUCCUAGUGUCUGCUGGUUUUUGGUUUUUCCUUUCAAUUAAGACCUAGACAACAAGGUGAGGGGAGUUCCUUACUAAUUAGUUCCUUACUAAUUAGUGACCUUAAUUAAUCAAUCAAGUACAAGGGAGGAGUGAAAACCCGCAGACACUAGGACCUCUGUGAAAUGAGUUUGGCACGUGCCCUAUAAUAAUGCACAAAAUCAAGAUUUGGCACAUUUUUACAGGCAGUAGCCAAUGGCAAAAUAAAACUAAAUUGAAUGAACAUGACAUUGAUUUCAAUAUAAUUUGAAAUACAGUAUAUAGGCCUAUGUAGCCUAUACUGUAGGCUAUUUAUCUUUUAAUGUGGUCAUCUGUUUUCAUUUGAAGCAUCUUUUUAUCUUCGCUUGUUUGUAACAAUUGCAAAUUCUUUGGCAGUUUUGUUUUUGUAAUCGACUUCGUUGGGAAGUUAUCAGCGGUUAGAGACCAAUAAACAUCUUGAUUCUAUGUUUAGCGGAAAUCUGUGUAUAAAGUGACGUGUUAGGGAAAAAACGCAUCUAACGACACACUUAGCUGUUCUAAAUAACGUAAAUAACGAGCGUUUAAGUGCAACUUUAGUAACAAUGAUUUAACCUCCUACGAAAGGUUCUUACGAUGAAUUUAACCUUAAGAUGCUUUUGGGAAACCGGGCCCAGCUCAGUACAGUACAACUCAGCUGGGCUCAGUGGUGUGGAAAUGUCUGUCACAUUCUCUCUCCUCUUGCUCAAUAGUUACCUGAGAUGCUUCAUGGUGAUCCUGGCCCAAUGGGACCUUGGACUCGCUUCCUGCUACAGAACCUGGGCCUGUUGGCAGGGGGGGCCAUCAUGUUGUGUAUCGCUCUGUUUGAGGACCGUAUCGCCUUCAACCUGGGUGACGUCUGA